AUGGAUGAGAAGGAAAAGGACAAGGACAAGGAAUCAUUAAGAAAGCGCCUGAGGACUAGUGAGCUACCUGUGAAAGCUAAAUCUGCAAACAGUGAAAAAUCAGGUGCAGAUCAGCUGGAUGAUGAAAAAAUUGUCAUGGAGGAGGAUACUUCUGUUGAUCCUGUUAAUGAGCCAAAGCAGGAAGAAGAAAGUGAAGCUGAGGAAGACCCAGAGGAAGAUCCUGAAGAAUGUGAAGAAAUGGAGGAUCCUGAAGAAUAUGAAGAAAUGGAUGACCAUGGGCAUGACUCAUCUAAUGAGGCAAGAUUUCAUGAGGGAAAGACCAGUGAGGAUGCUAAGCAUGAUGAACCUCUGGCUGGCGAUGAAAAAGACAAGGCAGAGGAAGCGGCUGAGGAUAAAACUGACAUGAAAGAUGCAGAGUCAAAACCCAAGUCUGGUGCAGAUUUGUCGGAUAAAAAAGAUGACAAGGUGGAGACAGAGAUGAAAGAGGUGUCUGGAAAGGAGGGUGUGAUUGAUAAGGAAUUAUUGGAUGCUUUCAGGUUUUUUGACCGGAAUCGAACUGGCUACAUCAGGGUUGAAGACAUGAGGUUGAUUAUCCACAGCUUGGGGAAAUUUCUUUCCCACAGGGACGUCAAGGAACUUGUGCAAAGUGCUUUGUUAGAGAGCAAUACUGGGAGGGAUGACCGCAUUCUCUAUAAUAAGCUGGUGACAAUGACGGGCGUAUUGAUAAUGAAGCAUUUUCGUAUGCCUAAUUUGGGUUAA
This is a messenger RNA of Dovyalis caffra, 759 nucleotides long. The record is from the annotation of a GenBank genome assembly. NCBI's taxonomy places the organism in Eukaryota, Viridiplantae, Streptophyta, Magnoliopsida, Malpighiales, Salicaceae.